AUGGCAGAAGACGGGAGCGUCCUCAAGGUGACCAGGGACCUGAAAGCUGCCGUCUCUGCCAUCCUCCAGGCCUACGGGGACGGCCAGGGGCCCGUGACCGAUGCCAGUGCUGAGCUGCACAGACUCUGCGGCUGCCUGGAGCUGCUGCUACAGUUUGACCAGAAAGAGCAGAAGAGCUUCCUGGGGCCCCGCAAGGACUACUGGGACUUCCUCUGCCCUGCCCUGCGGCGACAGCGAGGUGACACGGAGGCUGUUUGCUUCGUCGGCUCUCAGGACAAGUUGAAGAGCUCGCUGGGGAAAGGCCGUGCCUUCAUCCGCUUCUGCCUGGCCCACGGACAGCUGGCCGAGUCCCUGCAGCUCUGCCUCCUGAGCCCAGAACUCACCAGGGAAUGGUAUGGCCCUCGGAGCCCUCUGCUGUGCCCUGAACUCCAGGAAGACAUCCUGGACUCUCUCUAUGCUCUCAACGGGGUGACCUUCGACUUGGACCUGCAGCGGCCGGACCUGGAUGGGGCCUGGCCCAUGUUCUCAGAAUCACGCUGCUCCAAUUCCCAUCGGACCCAGGGAAGAAGACCCAGGAAGGCCAAGAAUUCCCACAAAGAGAUCCCAGACACGCCUGGAGACCCCAAAGGAGUCCCACGGGAGGAGCCACACUCCAGUCACACCAGCUGUCUGAGAGAUGCCACCAGGGAUGCCCCAUUGGCUGGACCCUUGAGACCCCAACAACAUGGGCAUCUUUCCCCCUUUUUGGAAAAGAGAGAAGAUGCCAGCAGCCUCGGCUGCCCCCACAGCACGUGGGAGCCAGAGGGAGAGGAACUUCUGCCGGAGCAGGGGGAGGGAGCCCCAAGGACAGGGGUCUCCCUGGAGACGUCAGCAGCCAGCAGCCGGGGGCAGGCUGAGGAUAGAGGGGUUCUGCCUGGUGUGGAGGGUCAGAGAGCCACCCAGGAGACUCGGGAAGCAACAUCAGAGAGCAGACAGAAGUGGGGAGGGCCUGGUGUUGUCGGGGAGACCCUGGGAACAGAGGAAGACCCCACCACGGAGAAGCAGCCAGAGCAAACAGGAGUGACCAGUGUGGCCCGGAGGGAGGAGCGAGCAGAGGUGUCCCUGCAAGCUGUGGGCAAGAGCCUCAGACACGGACUCCAACAAGCCCAGGAGCAGGCCCGGUGCCAGGAGCAGCUGCUAAAGGAGCGGGAGGGGGAGCUGCGGGCACUUCGGGAGCAGCUCUGCAGGAGUCAGGAAGAGAGACGCCGGCUGCAGGCGGAGCUGGAGCAGCAGGCGCAGGAGGCCGGGCGGAGGGCUGCGCUGUAUGAAGAGGAGCUCGGCGGGCAGCGGGACCUGGUCCGGGCCAUGAAGAAGCGGGUGUUGGAGCUGAUUCAGGAAAAGGACCACCUAUGGCAGAAGCUCCAGCACCUGUCAGCGGUGGCCCCAGGAUGCUGUGUGGGCUGCAGCAAGAUCUUUGGCCGCCUGUCUCGGCGGUACCCAUGCAGGCUCUGUGGAGGCCUGGUUUGCCAUGCCUGCUCCGCGGAUUACAGGAGGAGAGAGCGCCGCUGCCCACUCUGCGCCCAGGGAGCGGAAGCCCAAGUCCUCUGACCCAGGCCAGCCAGGGCUGGCCCUCAACCCCACUGCCCACCCCACCUGGCCGCUCCCUGCGCGGCUCUUCCCAGCCCUCUGACCUGGCCAGCCCUACCUUCUGGAAGCUGUCAUGCUCAGGCAGCCCUUCCACGGACAGACCGCGAUGGGGCAGCAGGGGAAGC
This is a messenger RNA of Lepus europaeus (European hare), 1751 nucleotides long. RefSeq names its product RUN and FYVE domain containing 4 (gene RUFY4). The record is from RefSeq and is a predicted model, not a curated record. Gene Ontology annotation, biological process: positive regulation of macroautophagy. NCBI's taxonomy places the organism in Eukaryota, Metazoa, Chordata, Mammalia, Lagomorpha, Leporidae. The transcript has 11 exons. Bases 1 to 1587 code for a protein of 528 amino acids.